AUGGGAGAAACGCAAAUAUGGGAGAAACGCAAAUAUGGGAGAAACGCAAAUAGGGCAAAAACGCAAAUAUGGCAAAAACGCAAAUAUGGCAAAAACGCAAAUAUGGCAAAAACAGAAAUAUGGCAAAAACGCAAAUAUGGAAAACGCAAAUAUGGCAAAAACGCUAAUAUGGGGAAACGCAAAUAUGGGAAAAACGCAUAUAUAGGAAAAACGCAUAUAUGGGAAAGAAGCAAAUAUGGGAAAAACGCAUGUAUGGGAAAAACGCAUAAAUGGGAAAAACGCAUAUAUGGGAAAAACGCACAUAUGGGAAAAACGCAUAUAUGGAUGAGUUCAAGAUAUAUGGGAAAAACGCAAAUAUGGGAAAAACGCAAGUAUGGGAAAAACGCAAAUAUGGGAAAAUCGCAAAUAUGGGAUAAACGGAAAUAUGGAAAAAAAGCAAAUAUUGGAUAA
Messenger RNA from Schistocerca nitens (vagrant locust), 450 nucleotides. RefSeq lists its product as uncharacterized. Bases 1 to 450 code for a protein of 149 amino acids. Lineage: Eukaryota; Metazoa; Arthropoda; Insecta; Orthoptera; Acrididae. The transcript is spliced from 2 exons. The record is from RefSeq and is a predicted model, not a curated record.